Molecule: messenger RNA, 2010 nt
Organism: Pezoporus occidentalis (night parrot)
Lineage: Eukaryota; Metazoa; Chordata; Aves; Psittaciformes; Psittacidae
Product: adenylate kinase 7-like
Exons: 5
Coding region: 114-782 (222 amino acids)
Source: RefSeq, a predicted model, not a curated record
GCCCCUCGCCGGCCGCAGGGCAGGCCGCAGUGCCCGGUACCGCCACUGCUCACACUGCGCAGCCGCUGCUGGUCGCGCAGCAACGGUCCGCGUCGCCGGCACAGUUUGUGGCGAUGUCGGAGGAGUCGGCGCAGGGCCGGCGGGUCUUCCUCAACCAUCUCGACUCUUACUGCGGCCGCAGCAUCGGCGAGUAUUUAUCCACAUGUGUUGUUGGGGCAUCACUUGAAAGCAUAGAAGAGGAGGAGGAGGAAGAGGAAGAUAAUUCGGCUGCUGAAGUUUCUAAUAGGCCAAAGGAGGGGGUCUACCGAAUAGUGGGUACACUUUCUAAACCAGAGAGUACUAAACCAAGUUUUGCAGAGGAAAGGUAUUUGGUGUCUUCUCGAGAAGAGCUCUUAAGUCACUUGCUUGAGUGUGAGAUUGUUUUGUAUAAUAUCACUGAGGAUGCAAACCAAAUAGAGGAAGCGAUAUGGGCUGCUUCUGCCCUACAUAUGGAAAUAGAGCAUUUUGCAACACAGAAGUUAUUCAUCCUCAUUUCAACAAUAAUGAGCUGGGCAAAAAGCAAACCCCCUGACCCCGAAGAUCCUGCGAUUGCUUUUACUGAUGAAGAUUAUCGCAGGAGAAAAGCUCAUCCGAACUUUACAGAUCAUAUAAAUGCUGAAAAACUCAUUCUCAAACUUGGGAAAACUGUAUGUAAAAAUUGUUUUUAUAAAAAUUGGUUGAUUGGUCUUCUUACAGUGAGCAUUAGCUUAGUAAAGGAAAUUAUCAACAAUUUGAAUAUUUAAGAGUGGUUUAUUCUUUUAUAUGGAUAUGGAUAUCAUCAAUAUCGGUAACAUCAAUUAUUAGUAAAAUACCAAGUGCAGAGAAUACUAUAAUGUAAUUUGAAACAUAAGUGUCUGCAUAAUACAAAUCCCAAAUUCUGUCUUUAUUCUUUAGGUAAUAAGUAAAUCAUGCUAAUUUCAUUUAAAAAAUAUAUUGUCUCAUUGGUUGUAUCAGAGAGAAAGCUGAGGCCUAUUUGGGGAAAGACUUGAGGAUGAAAGAAUGUAGAGGGAAGGGAUAUUAGUGUAGUUUUAAAGGAAAGCAGCAUCUUAAAUAUGAGCAAGUUAUGUUAAUAUUAUGUUUCAUCUGAAUACUUGGAAGAUGUUCUGGCCACACCUAGCAUGUUCUUGGAUAGUUUGUGCUCUUGGAUCAGAAGGCUUAUUGACUUUUAAUCCACCCUAUAAUUCACUUUAAAUUCAUGGCUAUAGAGCUGACUUGGAGUAUCUAGAAUACGUGUUAUUACUUCUUAUGUGUUUUAAAAUCACUUCCUUUAGCUUCAUUUGUUUCAACCAGAUUAGACUCUUAAUCCUGCCAGAGAACAGACCAUGCCUCUCUUUGUAUUUAAGAGCUAUUAUUAAAUACAUAUCUCAGACUGUGGUUCACAACUCAGGAAAAGUGACGCUGUUGCUAUUAGCAAUGGAGUAUCGUGGAGGUUAUGAAAGAAAACUGGAAGACAAUGAAAUGCUUUGUAUGAUGAAGGUGCCAUUUGGUCAUUCUCUUUGUGGGGUAGCAAUCUCCCAAAAUAAAUACAAUUUAGUAUCCAUUGUAGAAAUUUAGCAGGCUACUUAUAGAAGGGCAAAAACCCCUUUGGUCGGGUUUGAUUACGCACUUCUUAUCUUAUGCCCUGCUGAGAAAAUAGCACUAGAAAUUGUAUUUUUAUUCUAACAUGGAUUUAAUAGUACAGAAUGUCGUACAGAAUGUCAGUAAAAUUUGGUAAAUAGUUUUACUGUGCUAACUUGAAGUUUUAAGCCUACAGAAUAACCUUCAUACUUGUAGUAUUAAAAACAUGAAGAUUAUAAACAGCCUCCACCAAACCUCUCAACAACUUCUGCCACCAGUAACACCCAGAUGAACCACUGACUCAGUUUUUAUGAUAAGUCCAAAGCACUGAGUCACUAGUAACAAAGUUAUUAAAGUAAUUAGCUUCUAAAUGUUUGCCAGGCUGGAAUGUCUAUUGAAAAGACGCUGGAACAA